CCAACAGAUCCACAACUCCCGCGCAACAGCAGCGCAACUACCAUCUUCAGAUCCCCUUUCCUAUCCCCCGCCUCACGUCCCUCUACCAUCUGGUCUCCACCCCCAGUACCCUCCUUGUCUGCUUCUCCCUCUGUCGUAGCACUCCCACUCACCCAGAAGAAACCUCUCCAAUCAACCCGUCUCAAAUCAAAACUCACAAAGGACGAUAAACCAUGGCUCACAAAAAAACGUCGCUGCGAAUCAGGCAGCUGGUGGGUCACCUUUUUCGCAAUUCUCCUAGGAUUCCUCGCAGCAGCAGCACUCUGCUACCAAGGCUGGACUAGCGUAGACAUCCUCGAAGACAGCCAACUCUGCAUCGUCAUGGAUGAAGACUUUUCUGGUUCCAGUUCUAUCGAUGACACAAACUGGACUCUUGACGUCGCCCUCAGUGGCUUCGGCAACGGCGAAUUUGAAAUGACAACAAACGAUCCUUCAAACGUCUACAUUUCAAAUGGUCAGCUCUACAUCAUGCCCACUCUCACCAGCGACUCCAUCGACGGCGGUUGGGAUGCUAUCAUGAACAAUGGCAGUUAUCAGCUUUCGGGUUGUACAGCCCAAGGCGGUGUAACAGACCAAGGCGCGUGGGUUCAACGUCGGCAAAACGACGGCACGGGUAACUCGACUACCAACGGCAACUCUACAACAACUGGAUCAGGCAACUCUACAACUACUGGAUCAGGAAACUCGACUACUACAGGCUCGGGUAAUUCCACAACCACCGGCUCAAGUAACUCUACUACUAGUAGUAAUUCCACUACCACACCCAGCGACCCAUGCACUGCCAUUUCAAAUGCCCAGAGCGGCACCGUCAUCAAUCCUGUCAUGAGCGGCCGACUUAAUACUCGUGGAAAAAGGACUAUCAAGUAUGGCCGUGUUGAAGUCCGUGCAAAACUGCCUCAGGGAGAUUGGUUAUGGCCCGCUAUCUGGAUGCUUCCUCAGGGUAACAGUACAAACUCUAGCACUAGUCAGGGGACGGGUGUUUAUGGCGUGUGGCCCAUGAGCGGGGAGAUCGAUAUAAUGGAAGCCCGCGGUAACUUGCCUUCAUAUCCCGCCCAAGGAUCGAAUUAUGUCCGCUCGUCCCUGAAUUACGGGCCGUUUGCGGGCGGGAGUACGCCUAUCUCUACAGGCACAAGCACCACCGCCAACCUCCUCAAGAGCAUCUACGGCUGGGUAAGCACAAAGCGCGGGAACUUUGCCGAUGGGUUCCAUGUUUAUGCGUUUGAGUGGACUGGCGAGUGGAUGAGGUUUUAUACGGAUGAUCGGUUGCAGGCAAUGAUCAACCUGAAAAUCUCCUCUAAAUCUUCCGACUCCUAUUUCUUCAACACAGGUGGGUUCCCGGGUGUAGCUAUGAAUGCGUCAAGUGGGAAGGAAGUGGUCGUUGAAGAUCCGUGGAGUACGGCGUUUGGUGGAAGUGCUGCAGCGCCUUUUGAUCAGGAUUUCUAUCUUGUGAUUGAUCUGGCGGUUGGCGGGACGAGUGGGUGGUUCCCGGAUAGUGUAGGUGGGAAACCGUGGUAUGAUGGGUCUGCCACUGCGAUGCAUGAUUUUGCAGCUGCUCAUGAUACGUGGAGCGCUACGUGGCCUUCGAGCGCGGAUGAUCGUGCAUUUAGGAUUGAUUACGUGAAGAUGUGGAAUCUGUGCGGGACGUAGAACAGACUCGGACUCUACGUGAACAUUGCUUUCUGGUGAAUGUGACUUUGUUCUGGCGAUAUUUAGAAUUACGACGAUACGUGCCGCGGACAUAGACGUCAUCAUAUCCACAUCAUACAUAGCAUAGUUUUAGGUUCUCGUCGCUCGUUUAUUCUUUCUUGUUGUUGUUUUAGGCUUGAAGCUUUUUGACGUCGCGAGUAUCAAGAUUUGAGGUGAUGAUAAUAUUAUGCAUACUUGAAUAUUGCAACGUGAAGCUUGUACUUGUUGACCCCUGACUAUGUAUGUAGCUGGAAUGUUUACUUGUGCCUCGCUUAGUCUUUAGGAUAGAGAUUUAAGGUUUU
This is a messenger RNA of Suillus subaureus, 2027 nucleotides long. Its product is annotated as concanavalin A-like lectin/glucanase domain-containing protein. Bases 361 to 1686 code for a protein of 441 amino acids. NCBI's taxonomy places the organism in Eukaryota, Fungi, Basidiomycota, Agaricomycetes, Boletales, Suillaceae. Gene Ontology annotation, molecular function: hydrolase activity, hydrolyzing O-glycosyl compounds. The transcript is spliced from 11 exons. Gene Ontology annotation, biological process: carbohydrate metabolic process. The record is from RefSeq and is a predicted model, not a curated record.